ACACCAACAAACUGUGGAAGCAAGCAAUCUUAAAAAAUAAUCUAACAAAAAUGAAGAACCAAUCUUCCAAUAAAUUUUGGCUUCUCGUCCUCCUCAUUCUUUAUCUCUCAGCCUCUUCGUCAUCAUCUGCACAACACUAUGAGCAGCCUCAACAACGUCAGGUCUAUAUUGUGUACUUUGGAGAACACAGUGGAGAGAAAACGACUCAUGAAAUUGAAGACGAUCAUCACUCGUAUCUGUUCUCUGUUAAGGGUUCCAAAGAAGAAGCUAAGGCCUCUCUUAUUUACAGCUACAAGAAUGUCAUCAAUGGCUUCUCGGCAUUACUCACACAGGAUGAAGCUUCCAAAUUAUCAGAGAUGAAGGGAGUGGUUUCAGUGUUUCGCAGCCACCCAAAAAAGCACAGGCUUCAUACCACAAGAUCAUGGGAUUUUAUAAGCUUGCUUGAGGCAGGUAAUGGAGAGGCCAACCAUCCAUAUCCAUAUGAAGAACUAUUGCAUAAAGCCAGUUAUGGAAAAGAUGUCAUCAUUGGAAUGAUCGAUAGUGUUUUACGUUGUAGGAAACUAAUUGGGGCUCGAUACUACAUAAAGAGUUAUGAGGCAACAUUUGGUCCUCUCAAUAAUACAGAGGACUACCGGUCACCUAGAGACAAGGACGGCCAUGGCACCCACACAACAUCCAUUGUUGGAGGCCGUAGAGUUAUGAAUGCUUCUGCCAUUGGUGGCUUUGCCUAUGGUACUGCCUCUGGUGGGGCCCCACUUGUCCGACUAGCUAUAUACAAAGCAUGUUGGCCAUUUCCAGGCCAGCCCAAAUCUUACGGAAACACAUGCCUAGAAGAUGACAUGCUUGCUGCCAUUGAUGAUGCAAUUGCCGAUGGUGUUCAAGUUCUUAGCAUCUCCAUUGGAACUAGUCAAACCAUUCCAUACACACAAGACGGGAUUGCAAUUGGAGCAUUGCACGCUGCGAAGCGAAACAUUGUAGUGGCAUGUAGUGCUGGCAACUUUGGUAAUGUCACUAAUGUGGCUCCAUGGAUCAUCACUGUUGCUGCAAGUAGCAUUGAUCGAGUUUUUCCUUCACCUCUCGUGCUAGGAAAUCAAAUGAAAAUUCAGGGACAGACAGUCACUCCGCUUAAACUAAGAAGGAUGCACCAACUAGUUUAUGCGCAAGAUGCAGAACUCCCAGGAGAUAUAACUGGAAAUUGCCUCCCCGGUACCCUUUCACCAAAGCUUGUAAAAGGAAAGAUUGUUGUCUGUUUGGGAUUAGAUGUCCAGAGUGCUAUGGAGGUGAAAAGAGUAGGAGGUGUAGGUAUCGUCCUAGUAAACCCCUAUGGAAUCCUCGGAGCUCAAUUACUUGCAGGAACAACAGUAGGACUGAAUGACAAAGCUACAAUUGUCAAUUAUACGAGGACUAAUGUGAAUCCAACGGCAACAUUAAUCCCAGGAACUACUAUUUUGGGUAGUAAACCAGCACCAUUCAUGGCUCCCUUUACCUCAUUGGGUCCAAAUGGCCUUGAACCUAAUAUUAUUAAGCCUGAUAUUACUGCUCCGGGACUAAAUAUUCUAGCGGCUUGGAGUGAAGCAAUUUCUCCUACACAACUUGAUGUUGAUCAUCGAGUUGUCAAUUAUAAUUUACUAUCUGGAACUUCCAUGGCCUGCCCUCAUGUGGCAGCAGUAUCUGCACUUCUAAAAGCCAUACAUCCUAAUUGGAGUAGCGCCGUUAUAAGAUCUGCGUUGAUGACUACUGCGACACUAAAUAAUAACAUGGGUACACCAAUAACUGACACUGCUGGAAAUCUGGCAACCCCAUUCCACUAUGGAUCAGGCCAUUUCCAACCAGCUAAUGCAGCAGAUCCUGGCCUUGUCUACGAUGCCACUUACACAGACUACCUUCUCUUCCUUUGCAGCACCGGUUAUCAUCUCGAUCCAUCAUUUAAAUGUCCAAAACAUCCACCUUCACCAAGUAAUCUUAAUUACCCAUCUCUUGCAAUAGCUAAACUCAAGAGGACCGUUACUGUGAAGAGGACUGUCACAAAUGUUGGUGCAAGCAAGAGUGUAUACUCGUUGACCUUCAAACCUCCUAUAGGUUUUUCUGUUGAGAUCUCUCCAACAAUCUUGUCUUUUAGUGAAGUAGGGGAGCAGAGAAACUUCUUCAUAACAGUCAAAGAGGAGAGUAGGCCAAAAACAAAGCCUAAGGCAGGCGAGUAUGCAUUUGGUUGGUACAUGUGGAGUGAUGGAAUGCAUAGAGUAAGGAGUCCCAUUGCAGUUUCAUCUGCAUAAGUUUCAUAGGGAAAAAAAUAAUAUAAGAAUUUUUAGCCCAAAUCCCUUCUUAUAUUAUUUUUCUACUAGAGUCAAUUUAUGCUAUAUGUUAGGGUUUUCUUUGAUGGAAUAAAUAGAUUAUUAUCUUGACGAGUCUGUAUGUUUUCAACCUAGUUAGGAUAUACUUAUCUUGUAGUGAUGCAAUCGCUCUCUUGUUUUCAAUUUAAUAACAUAAUGGAUGUAAUUUUAUAUUUAUGUAAAUAAAGUCCAGUAUUUUAGUUUUCAUUA
Messenger RNA from Camellia sinensis, 2540 nucleotides. The record is from RefSeq and is a predicted model, not a curated record. Lineage: Eukaryota; Viridiplantae; Streptophyta; Magnoliopsida; Ericales; Theaceae.